Molecule: messenger RNA, 966 nt
Organism: Gigantopelta aegis
Lineage: Eukaryota; Metazoa; Mollusca; Gastropoda; Neomphalida; Peltospiridae
Exons: 1
Coding region: 1-966 (321 amino acids)
Biological process (GO): G protein-coupled receptor signaling pathway
Cellular component (GO): membrane
Molecular function (GO): G protein-coupled receptor activity
Source: RefSeq, a predicted model, not a curated record
AUGUCUAUAAACACGACAGUGUCUGUGGAUGUCAGCAACACGACAGUCAACUCGAGUGUAUUCGGAAUACAGACUCCUGUGCAUUCUACCACUUCAGACAUCUUGAACUGCGUCACCGCCGGCAUUGCAGUGGUCGGUGUGGUCUUUGGUUGUUUUGUCGCCAACAUCGUCAGAAAGUUGGACGACACUGAACUCAGAUCAAGAUUCUUGCUGUUAAGUAUACUGAUCUGUGACGUCAUCCUCACCCUCUCCAAUUUGCCUUUAAUGGUUUUCGUGUUCACUCUCAUAAACCGCAAACGGUUCGAGAAAUUAACAUGUCCUUUUGUCUAUGUUAAUUUGGUGGUCAGCAGCCAUUUCUCAAUGUCCUUGGUUCUCUCCUUGUUGUGCCUGGCUCUGGACCAGGUUAUUGCAGUGUUCAAACCGUUGUAUUUCAGAACAAGCGAAGGCACCCGUCGGAAAGUCGUAUAUGGUGUUAUAAUAUGCAUGCCAGUGCCUCUAGCUUCGGCCAUGUUAAUUUACUGGACACAGGGAAUCACAGAAACUUCAGAUGACAUCGUGGACUGUGAAAGUUUGACGAAAGCAGCUUCUGAGGUGUUACCAUAUCAGGCUGUUAUUGCUGUUCCUUUAGCAGUCUCUACUCCUGUGAUCUACGCUGUUGUCUUGUGGAAGAUAUCCCGCCAGCGCUGCGUUCAUUCUGACAACCCACUUGGAAGUAUCCAAAAUCGGAGACUGGUGGUUAGCUUCUUGUUCUUGAGUGCCAGCUACGUCUUGCUGUGGCUCCCGACACUUGCUUACUUCAGCGGUUGCUACUACAGCGGAAACGGUUGCUGGGAGGAAGAAUCAAAUGAUGUGUCACUUCUCUUGUACGCCAUCUUCACCCUCAACUACAUCGUCGAUCCGGUCACAUGCGCAGUACGAAUGGAACCCAUCAAGCAAAGAAUUAUACUAAUGUUCCGAUCUCGUUGA